Messenger RNA from Drosophila bipectinata, 1190 nucleotides. RefSeq lists its product as uncharacterized. The record is from RefSeq and is a predicted model, not a curated record. Lineage: Eukaryota; Metazoa; Arthropoda; Insecta; Diptera; Drosophilidae.
AUGGACAAACGGAACGAUGAUCAGAACCAGGAACAGGAUCACUCGUCGUCCAAAACUGAUCUAGAGGAUCAUGUGCCAAUAUGUGUGGACGUGGAGGGAGGAGGAGGAGGAUCUGCAUCAAGGGAUGACGAUCGCCCCAGCCACUCUUGUGUGGUGUAUCUGCCAGAUGUUAAUGUGGAGUCCACAGAAACAGAGUCACAGCAUUCAGGUUCGUGCCUUACCCUAAAGGAUCUUCCGCAGGGUAAUCAUUCUGAACCAGAAACUGGACCAGAUGCUGCGGUGGACCAGCCACCAGAUGGGGACUCGGCCCAAAUACGACAUCUGGCGGCUGCGAACGGCGGUCCGGGCAUGGAUGUUGUGGUCUACAUACCGGGCAAGGGUCCCGACCUCUCCAGGCAUGUCACCUUCAACAUUGACGACGUCCCCGGCACCAGUCACGAAUUGGAGGCCAAGGAGGAGAAGUCCUCCGCAGAAACGACCUCCAACAGGCGGCUGCACAACAUCCUGGAGAUGCUUUACCGCUUCGGUAACAACAUGGACUCCAUGGCCCUCCAGGAGGCGAACAGGAAACAUCGACGCCGAUCGUCGAGAAGCCCGGCGAGGCCGACGGUGAUUCUGCAAAUGCCCCAACUGAGCCACCUGGGCACCCAGACCACGGAGCUGAUUCCCCACCACCACCUCGGCAGGCUGAGGCUGGACGUGACCACCGUGCAGGGCGAGAACCUGCCGCCCUGCGAACGCAUCCAGCACACGAUCAUCAUCAGUGGCAACAACAUGCCCCCGAAUCCGCCCCUGGUCCAGCAAACGUUGUGGGCCCGAAUCAAGCGGACCAUCGGCGACUUUGCCGCCGCCUUCUGCCUCUGCCUCCAGGUGAACAAGGACUGUGUCUUCUGCCUGGGAUUCUUUGUGGCGUUUGUGAUCAGUGCCAGCUUCCUCACCGCCUUCUUCUAUCGCACCCUCAACUUUACCACGUCCCCGGUGCGAUUUGUCUCGGUGGAGCCCUCUAUGGCCGGCACCAUGCACUACAAUCUGGCCACCUUGCGGUUCAAUGGCGGAUACUACUACAUAUACAACAACAACCAGCGUAAAUUUCUUUGAUGUUUCUGCUCCAAGCCAUGUCCUCCUCCAUGUCCCGACCCAUUAAAAAGGCAAGGUGUCUUGUGGAAUAAAAUAGUUUUGGGUAUUUAAAA